Molecule: messenger RNA, 1638 nt
Organism: Penicillium paradoxum
Lineage: Eukaryota; Fungi; Ascomycota; Eurotiomycetes; Eurotiales; Aspergillaceae
Product: putative hexokinase
Exons: 1
Coding region: 1-1638 (545 amino acids)
Biological process (GO): glucose 6-phosphate metabolic process; intracellular glucose homeostasis; glycolytic process
Cellular component (GO): cytosol; mitochondrion
Molecular function (GO): ATP binding; fructokinase activity; D-glucose binding
Source: RefSeq, a predicted model, not a curated record
AUGUCGACCAUGUCGGCCCCACUGGUCAAGGUCCUGCACCGACUGCAAGAAUUGUUCCAUAAUGUGGUUGCUGCUUUAGAAAACAUGAUUCUGUUCCCCUCGCUGUUCGGCGGGCUUUCGCGACACCGCCGCAAGCCUUUCCUCGGCGCCCACUGGAAGCGCCGCACGCUCGAGAAUUUCGCCGAAGAAGUAGAAGCCUCGUUUUCAAAGCCGCUGUCGACGCGCAACAUGGCGGAGAUGUCCGAGAAGAUCCGCGCACAAUUCCGCGAAUGUCUACAAAAUAGCCCGUGCUGUAUGCUUCCAUCCUACGAUACUGUACUUCCGGCUGGGUCGGAAAAGGGCACGUACCUGGCAUUGGACGUGGGUGGAUCAACUUUUCGCGUAGCUUUGAUUGAAUUGAAUGGCCGCAAUGAGGAAGUGCGCAUUUUGAAGGAGUUCUCGACGCGCAUCGACGAAACAAUCAAGGUGCUGGAAGGAACGAAAUUCUUUGAUUGGAUGGCCGGGCACAUUGAGACUACACUGAAGGAUCUUGGGCCGGAUUAUGGGCGCGGCGAUGUACCGCUGGGGAUGGGACUAUCCUGGUCUUUCCCCAUCGACCAAACGUCGCACAGCAGCGGGAAGUUGAUCCACAUGGGCAAGGGCUUCAAGGCGUCAGAAGGCACGGUAGGCCAGGAACUCGGCGGUCUCAUUGUCGAGUCAUGCCGCAAGCGCAAUUUGAACGUAGUGGUCGCUGCUAUUGUGAACGACGGGUCUGCCGCUUUGCUUUCUAGUGCCUAUGACGACCCCAAAACCCGCAUGUCUCUCAUUCUGGGUACCGGUACCAACGUGGCGAUUCACUUCCCAGUACGCGAGAUUGGAAAGGCCAAGUUUGGAGUUCGUCCGGAGGGCUGGUUCGAGCGCUCCAAGCACGUUAUCAUUAACACUGAGAUGAGCAUGUUUGGUGGUGGUGUGUUGCCCAUGACACGGUGGGACGACUACCUGAACCGCACUCACCUGCGUCCUGACUACCAGCCGCUCGAGUACAUGAUCACAGGUCGGUACUUGGGUGAGAUCGUGCGUCUGAUCAUCGUCGAGGCAGUUGAGACCGCCCGUCUCUUCAACGGCGAGCUGCCCCACUCCAUGCGUGAACCCUACUCCUUCGACACAAGCAUCGUCGCUUUCAUUGAAGAAGACUCCUCCACCUCAUUUUCCGCCUCCGCCGCCCUCCUGCGAAAACAACACAUCUUCCCCGACCUCCCGUCCGUCGAAGACCUGCGAUUCUUGCGCCGCGUCUGUCAGACAGUCUCCCGUCGCGGCGCUGGAUACCUAGCCACAGCCAUCCACAGCAUGUGGUGCCUCCGCAACGAGGUUGAAUUCCCCCAAUCCUCAUCUGUCACCGAGUCUCUCGAUAAGGCAUUACACGAAGUCACCGUCGUCGAGAGCGAAGAAUCUGACAAGAGCCUUACCAUCGCCUGCGACGGUACCGUUAUCAACAAGUAUCCUGGCUUCCGCGAUGCAUGCCAGAAUUAUUUGAACCAAUUGGCCGACGAAACACACCCUGGCACCACAUCUCGCAUUCGCCUGAACCCUGCUCACGAAAGCGCCAUUCUCGGCGCUGCAGUCGCAGUGGCCGUGUCUGUGGCUGGGAAAUCCCAGUGA